AGUCUCGACAAACGUCUUACCAUCGAAGAACAGGUAGCCAUCCUCGGUGCAGGCUCCAUGGUGGCGCUCAACGUAAACGCAAUUGCCACAUACGUUUCGAACUUGAUGAAGGCGCAGAGCGAAGCCAACACCUGUGGCGUGAUAUCUGGCACAGUCGACGGUGUCAACUAUCAGUACCAUGCGGCAACAACAGGCAAGAACUGCGACACUACAGCUGAGACCAAGACGAUGAAUGAUGCCGUCGCUCGAGCAUUGGAGUUUAUGCAAACCCACAAUAUCAACCAAGCCUGCUUCAAUAUGCAGCAUGGCGGUACGUGGAGAGGAUUACUACAAUUGGCAAGUGGUGGUAGGACAAUCAUCAACGGCAAAUGCGACAGUGUGACAUACACAUUGACCGUGACCUGA
Alternaria alternata is the source of this 405-nucleotide messenger RNA. RefSeq lists its product as hypothetical. Lineage: Eukaryota; Fungi; Ascomycota; Dothideomycetes; Pleosporales; Pleosporaceae. The record is from RefSeq and is a predicted model, not a curated record. The annotation marks the transcript as partial. The transcript has 2 exons.